AUGAAGCUGUCAACCGCCAUCAGCCUUUUGGCUGGUGCCGCCCCUCUGGUCUCGGCCGCCGCCGCUCCCAAGCUCGAGCGCAAAAUGAACUAUGAUGGGUACAAGGCCUACAGCAUUGCCACCCAUCAUAACCCGGCCGCCAUCAAGGCAAAGCUCACCAAGUUUGCCGCCAUCCCCUUCAACCUCGACAACGAUGAGCACCUCGACAUUGCCAUCCCUGCCGAGGAGGUCGCUGCCUUUGAGGCCCUCGGUCUCGAGACCCAGCUCAUGCACGAGGAUCUCGGUGCUGAUAUCGCCGAGGAGGGUACCUUUGCCCCCUACACCAGCGUCGGUGCCCAGGCUGUCCCCAGCUUGACCUGGUUCAACUCGUACCACGCGUACGCCGACCACAUCACCUUUUUCAACGACCUGCAGGCGUCGUUCCCCAACGCUUCCGAGAUCUUCACCAUCGGCAAAUCGUUCCAGGGCCGUGACAUCUUUGGCAUCCACAUCUGGGGCUCCGGCGGCAAGGGCUCCAAGCCCGCCAUCUACUUCCACGGCACCGUCCACGCCCGUGAGUGGAUCAGCGCCAAGGUCGUCGAGUACAUCACCUACCACCUCCUCACCCAGUACGCCACCGACGCCGCCGUCCGUGCCAUCCGUGACAAGUUUGACUUUUACAUCCUCCCCGUUGUCAACCCCGACGGAUUCGUCUACACCCAAACCAACGACCGCCUCUGGCGCAAGAACCGCCAAACCCGCUCCGGCCAGUCCUGCGUCGGCACCGACCAGAACCGCAACUGGAACUACCAGUGGUCCGUCACCGGCGGCGCCUCCACCUCGCCCUGCUCCGAGACCUACAAGGGCCUCGCCGCCGGCGACACCCCCGAGAUCAGGGCCCUGACCGCCUUCACCACCACCCUCAAGAACAGCCGCGGCAUCCGCCUCUACAUCGACUGGCACUCAUACGGCCAGUACAUCCUCCUGCCUUAUGGGUACGACUGCUCCGCCCGCGCGUCCAACCACGCCGCCCAGAGCAGUCUCGCCUCUGGCAUGGCUACUCGGAUCAGACAGAGCUACGGCACUACCUUCACCACCGGCCCCAGCUGCUCGACGCUGUACAAGACUACUGGCAGCGCGCCGGAUUACAUGACUGCUGUUGGUGGUGCUACUUAUGCUUGGACUAUCGAGUUGAGGCCUGCGGGCAGCAGCGGUGGUGGCUUUGUUUUGCCUGCUACGCAGAUUUUGCCUAGCAGUAUUGAGCAGUGGGAAGGUAUCAAGUAUGUGCUUGCUCAGGUUUGAGCCCGGGGGGUUGUUGAGUGGAUGACAUUGGGGAUGUCGGGGAGGAGAGGGAGGGAAAGGGAAUGAAGAUAUGUGUAUAUACGAUUAUACGAUGUAUUUAUCUGA
Podospora pseudopauciseta is the source of this 1386-nucleotide messenger RNA. RefSeq lists its product as uncharacterized. Bases 1 to 1281 code for a protein of 426 amino acids. The record is from RefSeq and is a predicted model, not a curated record. The transcript is spliced from 3 exons. Lineage: Eukaryota; Fungi; Ascomycota; Sordariomycetes; Sordariales; Podosporaceae. Gene Ontology annotation, molecular function: metallocarboxypeptidase activity; zinc ion binding. Gene Ontology annotation, biological process: proteolysis.